Eimeria mitis is the source of this 369-nucleotide messenger RNA. RefSeq lists its product as uncharacterized. The transcript has a single exon. The record is from RefSeq and is a predicted model, not a curated record. NCBI's taxonomy places the organism in Eukaryota, Apicomplexa, Conoidasida, Eucoccidiorida, Eimeriidae. Bases 1 to 369 code for a protein of 122 amino acids.
AUGCAACAGAGAUUAUGGAGGGGCAGCAGCAGGAACAGCAGCAGCAACAGCAGCAGCGACAGCAGCAGUAGCAGCAACAGGAACAGCAGCAGCAGCAGCAGCAACAGAACCCCCAGCAGCAACAGCAUCCAACCACCACAGUACCACCAACACCAGCACCAGCAGCACCAACAGCAGCACCAACAGCAGCAGCAGCAGCACCAACAGCAGCACCAACAGCAGCAGCAGCAGCACCAACGGCAGCAGCAGCAGCAGCAGCGCCAACAGCAGCACCAACAGCAGCACCAACAGCAGCAGCAGCAGCAGCAGCACCAAGAGCAGCAGCAGCAGCACCAACAGCAGCAGCAGCAGCACCAACAGCUGCAGUAG